This is a messenger RNA of Cylas formicarius (sweet potato weevil), 2112 nucleotides long. Its product is annotated as arf-GAP with dual PH domain-containing protein 1-like. Gene Ontology annotation, biological process: positive regulation of GTPase activity. Gene Ontology annotation, cellular component: plasma membrane; intracellular membrane-bounded organelle. Bases 175 to 1326 code for a protein of 383 amino acids. The record is from RefSeq and is a predicted model, not a curated record. The transcript is spliced from 5 exons. Gene Ontology annotation, molecular function: GTPase activator activity; phosphatidylinositol bisphosphate binding. Lineage: Eukaryota; Metazoa; Arthropoda; Insecta; Coleoptera; Brentidae.
GUAAAUAGGUUCGUCCAUGAAAGAAAAUUAAGAAGAAAAUCAUCCUUUUAUUUUUUCUUUGAUGACGAUGUGAAGUUUGUUUUAAAAAUGGACGGCUUUAUUUUUAUUUUGAUUGCGUAGAAUAAUUAAUUAAAUUUCAAGCCUCAGUAAACAAAACGAGAUUUUAAGUGCAAAAUGGUGGAUAGAAACGAGAAGAUAUUACACGAAUUGUUAAAACUUAACGGAAAUGGCCUGUGUGCGGACUGUGGUGCCAAAAAUCCGGAAUGGGCUUCUUACAACAUCGGUAUAUUUAUUUGCACACGAUGUUCCGGUGUGCAUCGUAGUAUGGGCGUACACAUUAGCAAAGUCAAGCAUUUGAAACUUGAUCGGUGGGAGGACUCGCAAAUCGAGAGGAUGAAAGUAGUCGGUAAUAUAAAAGCAAAACUGAAAUAUGAAGAAAGAGUGCCUCCUUGUUACCGACGACCAAAAGAAGAUGAUCCACAAAUUCUGGUUGAACAGUGGAUCAGGGCCAAAUACCAAAGGGAAGAGUUUUGCUAUCCGGAGAGGCAGACUUACACAAGCGGUUAUUAUUCUGGAUUUUUAAUGAAACGGGGGAAAGAAGAUAGUAAAUACCGUUCACGAAAGUUUGUGUUGUCAGAAGUUGAUGAUACUCUUAAAUAUUUUGUUAUGGAGCACAAGGAUCCAAAAGCAGUGCUGAAGAUCUCCGAUAUUAAUGUGGUCUUAGCCCCUGAAAAAGUUUCUUAUCCCAAUUCAAUGCAGUUUACCUUUUUGAAAGACGGAACGACCCGGCACAUCUAUGUAUAUCACGAUGAAGGAGAAGUUGUCAUGAACUGGUACAUGGCAAUAAGAUGUGCCAAAUUGCAUAGAUUACAAGUGGCUUACCCAUCUGCUAGCGAACAUGACCUGGUUAAUUAUCUGACCGAAGAUUUUGCUAAGGAAGGCUGGUUGUGGAAAACCGGGCCACGAACCAGCGAUGGGUUCAAGAAACGAUGGUUUACCCUUGACAGUCGGAAACUGAUGUAUCAUGAUGAGCCUUUGGAUGCCAAUCCCAAAGGAGAAAUUUUUAUUGGUCAGCAAUGUGACGGAUACAGUGUUAGAAUAGGGGUGACAAGAGGAGUAAAAGAUCAAGGGUUCUCUUUUAUGCUAACCACACCUGACAGGGUCUAUAAUCUGUCAUCUCAGUCAGAACUGGAUAGAGAUCACUGGAUCGAAGUGUUGGAGAGGGUCAUUGAACGGCCCUUUUCCCCUCAAGAUUAUUCAGUAUCUGCCAAAUUGAUCAGGAAGAGGACAAACACAAACUCGAUAAACAUAUUCUCGCCAAGGUAGUUCCUACAUAUCAUAUCGACUUAUUACCUAGUCCUGUAUUUAUUAGACCUUACAAAUAUGAGAAACGAAUCGGGAAUAGUCGCCGCAAAUUCAUUUCUCAGUUGCAAAUACUCGUACAAGUACAGGUACCUAUUUUCUUAUCACAAGAUUAUUUCUACAGUAGAAUUUUUUGUACAUAAGACUUCAUAUGUAGCGUAUGUUGAGUGGUUCAUUUAGUAUUGGGCACCAGCGGGCUGUAAUCGAAUGUCAAUGAUACCGUAAAGCGGAAAGAGUCACAGCAAGAUUCAACAAUUUCUAAUCGUUAACAUCACAUAGCCAAUAUGGUUAAGAAAAUGCUAAAGUAGUCAUUGUUUUAAUGAAUUUAAAUAUUUCAAACAUUCUGAGACAAUCACAAGACAGUAAGGAAUGGCGCUAAUGUAGCCAGUCCAUCCAUUCCCUGUAUACAUCUCUCUCUCUCUCUCUCUCUCUCUCUCUUACACACAGUAUUCCUAGGCCUCGCUCCUUGCCCUUAGUAACCAAUAAGAAGAGACUACCUCUUCCUCCACAAUAUAUUAGAGAUUUAAGUCUUAGGUCAGGAUAAGUUAAAUUUAAGUUCAUACUUGUACAUACUUGAGUUCACACCAAAUCAUUUUGCUUAGAAUAUAUAGUCUAAUUACCAAAUACAUUUUCUCAUUAUUUAUAUUCCAUAUUCUUUAAGGUAUAAUAUUGUAUAAGUUAUUUUUGCGCGGGAAUCAAAGAAUCCCAAAUUAUGUGUAUGGUGGACGACUGCCGCAAAUAAAACCAUUA